AUGUUGAAAGUGGUGGUACUAGUUUCGGUUUUCUUUGCGGUCGUCUUCGCUGACGACAGCGACAACGAAAUCGAUUCCAGAAGCGUCGAUUUGUCGUACUUGGGGAGCGCGAUUUUUGGAACACCGAAGGAGAGUUCUGGGAAGAAAGUGGAGGAGUGGACGGAAAACUCGCCUUUUAAUCCGGAAGAACUGGGGGAGUACGCGGAAGGGGAUAUUCUGUUUCCGGAAAAGGGGCGGAAUGGGUUGGUUUCGAAGGCCACUAGGUGGAAGGAUGGGGUUGUGCCUUAUGAAAUAUCUCCGUAUUAUUCGGCUAACGAUAAGCAAAUAAUCAAGAAGGCGAUGGAAAUCUACCAUAAGUACACUUGUAUUAAAUUCAGGGAACGCAAAUCAUCUGACUCUGAUUACAUUGCGAUAGUUAAUGGUAAUACAGGGUGUUGGUCGAGUGUUGGAAAAGUAAAAGGGCGACAAGAAGUGAAUUUGCAAAGUCCAUACUGUACUACUAAAGUUGGUACUCCUAUGCAUGAGCUGAUGCACGCUUUGGGUUUCGUCCAUGAGCAAAAUCGGUGGGAAAGGGACGAUUUUGUGUCUAUUGCGUGGCAAAACAUCAAGAGAGGGCAUGAAGGGAAUUUUAAGAAAGCAGAAAAGGGUAGUACUGAUGGCUAUGGUGUCAAGUAUGACUAUCGGUCUGUGAUGCAUUACUCGCCCACUGCUUUCACCGUUAAUGGGCAGGCGACCAUCAUACCUAAGUUCGAUGUAUAA
Molecule: messenger RNA, 759 nt
Organism: Zophobas morio
Lineage: Eukaryota; Metazoa; Arthropoda; Insecta; Coleoptera; Tenebrionidae
Product: zinc metalloproteinase nas-7-like
Exons: 3
Coding region: 1-759 (252 amino acids)
Biological process (GO): proteolysis
Molecular function (GO): zinc ion binding; metalloendopeptidase activity
Source: RefSeq, a predicted model, not a curated record